Aspergillus versicolor CBS 583.65 is the source of this 3002-nucleotide messenger RNA. RefSeq lists its product as uncharacterized. Bases 77 to 2938 code for a protein of 953 amino acids. The transcript is spliced from 7 exons. Lineage: Eukaryota; Fungi; Ascomycota; Eurotiomycetes; Eurotiales; Aspergillaceae. The record is from RefSeq and is a predicted model, not a curated record. Gene Ontology annotation, cellular component: nucleus. Gene Ontology annotation, molecular function: DNA-binding transcription factor activity, RNA polymerase II-specific; oxidoreductase activity.
CAAGGAUGCGUAGGGUCUACAGAAUAUCUCUCUGAAGCAACCUCAACUAUCUGAUUUCUUCAACGUUCACUUCGAAAUGUCUGCUACUAUCACCGACACCGUGACUACACCCAGACCUGCCCCGUCUAUGAGGUUAAUCAAGAACGGCUUCGGAGCCGAAAUCUUCGGCUUGGAGUUUGCCAACGGCGUAAGCGAUGACGGAUAUUACUUUAUCGAGGAUGCAGUAAAGAAGCAUGGAUUUGCUGUUGUACGACAGACAAAACUGGUCGACGAGGCCCAUCUUGAGUUGGCUCGCAAAUUCGGUGACCUCGAUGAUGUGACUCCUUAUAAUACAGCCGGCCGCAUCCACCGUUUGAAAUAUAACGAGCUGUUCGACGUUGGGAAUAUUGACGACGAUGGCUCGAUAGUCGACCUGAGUAGCCCGCGUGGUGAAGCCAACAAGGGGAAUUCCCUCUUUCACACUGACUCCAGCUUUAACCCUCGGCGAGCUGGGUACUCCCUCCUUCUUGCUCAUGAACUCCCUCCUCCUGGCACUGGUGGUUCCACUGCUUUUGCCGAUAUGAGGGCUGCGUACCGUGACCUUGAUCCUGAAUUUAAGAAGUUUCUGCACGAUAAAGGGUUCAUUGCCCGGCACUCUCUUCUUCAUUCAAAGAAAUUGGCUGCUCCCGAGUCCUUCAAGGAUAUAGAGCCCACAGACCACUUUAUGAGCCGCCACUCGCUGCUUCAAAUACACGAGCGUACCGGAAUCCACACAAUCUACCUCGCAAAGCACAUCCAUUCUCUCGAAGGGGUCUCACCGGAGGAGUCUCAGGCUAUCCUGGACAGGCUUUUUGAGCACGCGACCCAGGAUAAAUACGUGGUCAACGUGGAGUGGCACGACCCAGGUGAUAUGAUUGUGUGGGAUAAUACAUGCACAAUGCACCGGGCCGUCGGCGGCGAGUUCCUCACCAAGGUCGGAGUUGGAGAGCCGAAAAAGCCGCCAUGCGUGGCAUGUUAUGAGUCGGGGAGCGAGUGCAUUCUCGCAAGCUCCCGACGCGGAGGAAACUUCCGGCACUAUCGGCGCCUGUCACCAGCGGACGGUGAUGGACGCGAUCCAUCCAGCGCAGAACCCUCUGACGAUGACGGCCGUGCCUGCAUAGAUCGUUCCGGCAACGUCUUGAGCAUGGAGUUGAGGAAUCCCUCUGACGCCCUGCAGAUUCUGGCCCUCUCGGGCGAUCAUGCUGAAGAGGAGCGAAAUACAAGUCCGGGCACUGCAGCGGACACUGUCCUGCGAGGCAUGGACGCGGCUCGUACUGAGUCAAUAUCUACUGCCUUUGAUGAUUACGAGUUGGUUCAAAAGGGGGUUCUGCGGCCAGGUCUGGUGUCUGAAUUGCUACUCAAAUAUUCCCGCUGCUACCACCCAUACUGUCCAAUUGUCCCGUCAUAUAUUCUGCGUACUUCAAACAGGAGGCCAAUUCAGAAAUCAGACCAUUUUCUGCUCACUUCUAUCCUUACCAUAGCCUCCAGAGACGAUCCGUCCCAUUCUGAUACUCACCGUGAGUGCUGGGAACAUACACGACGGCUCAUGGUUGACGUUCUCCUGGCCGACCACUGGACCCAGACUCCGAGAACCGUAGAAGGUUUAUUGCUUUUGGCCGAAUGGCUACCCCAUAUCCAGAUCCAAGGAAGGUCCGAGACAUCCAAGAACCUGUUCAGUGAAGACAGAACGGCGUGGUCUCUUGUUGGCCUAGCGGUGCGACACGGCUAUCUUCAACGUCUUGACCAGGGUGCCCUUCCAAUUAAUAGCCACAGGGAGGCGAAAGACCUCGCAGAUCAAAGUAGACUCGUAUGGGCCUAUAUAUUCUUGGCAGACAGACAGAUAUCCGUCCGACUAGGCCAAUCCUUCUGGGCCCGAGGCCCCUCGCUGGCAGCCAAAUUCACAGCUAAGGAUUUCCCAACCCUCCAGCCACACCCAGAGAACGAGAAUGAAGACUAUGCAUCAGCCCUAGAAGCCUCCAUGGGCCUGGUGCAGCUCCUGCAUAACGCCCACGCAAUCCUCUAUUCCUCGAAGGACAGGACACGCUCCAUGGUCUAUGAAGGUUAUUACGCACGAUACCUCGAUGACUUCCACACCGCCGCGAAAAGCUGGCAUUCUAAAUGGUCUGAUCUACCGGCAUCUCCAAGAGUAAAGAGCACGCUGCUUAUAAUGUACGAAUACAUUUCCCUCUAUACAAAUGCGUUUUCAUUCCAGGCUGUCCUCAUGCGGGCGUCGGCACACGAUCAACACAGUAAACAGCUACUCUCAGAUGGAAUCAUGGCAUCCCCCGACGGCCGGUUCAUCUUCGAUGCAAUCCGCGCCGCUAUGAACCUCCUCGCCCUGAUGAACAGUCUCGACCCACACCAAGUGAUAUGCUAUCUCCCCUCGCGUUACUACUUAUAUGGUGUCUACGCCGCCGUUUUCCUCCGCAAAGCCGACUGCGCAGACGCAUUUCCAACACCCGACCACCGCGAAGAGGUAACCAGCCUUGCGCGCGAAUUCGUCUCAUGUCUCGAAAAGGCGCCAUCGACCGACUCACACAUCUGUCAUGGCUACAGCCGAAUGUUGAAGCAACUCUGGAGUUCUCGAGAGCGAGAUAGAGGUCCGGAAUCCGCGCCUGAACAUCUCCGUGCCGACUUCAAUCGCCCCCCACGAUCCAGAGACAAUUAUCCACAGCACACAUCUCGAACCAACGACAACGACGGUAGAACAGCUGACACUGACCGUCUUACGCCGUCGCGGCUCCUCGACUCCUUGCCUGAGGACGAUGGAAACGCCUUUUCUUCUAUCGAGGGAUACCUGCUCGGAUCGUUUAUGCCCGGGAUUGCAGAUUGUAGCACGCCUGGGUUUGUGGGCCUUGACUUUAGCGCAGGAGUUCAGGAUUGGGGCUUCUCUGAUGGAGUGGACUAUCAUUGCGUGUAGGUUAAAUAUAUCUUGUUCAUGCCAUGCCCUUACCAAGACCAGUGGAGUAAUGACUCUGGAUGCC